CCUGAACCUCAACUCUAUCAAACACCAACACCCACGAUCAGCAACCACAGUGCUUGCAUCUUCCAGCACACCAACGCCGCAGAUCCGAUUUCACAUAGGACGGCACUCGCGCGCUCUGUCAAGCUCGUUGAUCGUUUCAUAUUUGGGGAUUUGGGGUAGCGCGCGGGAUCGGGGUAGCAGUUCAAGGGAGUGGGAAUCUCAGGCAAGACCUGAAGGCGAGGUGGCCAUCUGGUGGAUUGGCAGUCAUCAAAUACACACUUCUUGAUCUCACUGAGUUGAAUGCAAUUGCGUGGAGUUAGCUAGCUGUUGUUGAAGAGUCUCUUUUCCGGCGUCACAAGUCUGGAGAAGGAUCUCAAGAGACAAAGACAUUUUUCAUUGUGGAAGCCUUUGCCCAGAUCAUUAUCAUCUCACAAGCUCAAGCAGUCUCUUCGUCUCACUUUUCCCCAGCCUUUCUAUAGCCCAUCAUGAACUCCGAAAUAUCUGAAGGUGUUGCGGAGGACUUUCGACAGGCUCUGCUGGAUCUCACUUUGAAUUCGCGUUAUGAGAUCAGCAAUCUAACCGUCAUUGCAAGGGAAAAUACAGAGCAUGCAUACGCCAUAUCAGAGGCUUUGAAAACACACAUCAAGCAGGUAGGAGCGGAGUCUUCUUAGUCCCCCAACUAGAUUUUCUAGUUUUUAUGUUUCAUAUUUCUUUUGAUUUCAAUUUCUGUAGAUAAAUUUGACAUCGUUGCUUACACUUCGCCAGACCUCAUCUCAAAAGAAGCUGCCUGCUUUUUAUGUUCUCGAUUCUAUCGUCAAAAAUGUCGGUACGCCCUAUACCAUAUUUUUGUCCCGAGGGCUCUAUGCGACAUUUAUGGAGGCUUACGCCUCAGUCGACACCGUCGUACGAAGGAAGAUGGAUGAGAUGUUGAAGACAUGGAAAGAGCCAGUACCAGGUGCCUUGGAUUCAAGACCCGUAUUCCCACGAGAUGUGACCAGCCCAAUUGAGAAUGCGUUGAUCAAGGCCAAAACAUCUGCAGUUCAAGCUCACAAUGAAUACCUCCGAAGUCGACAGCAACAGCAAGAUCGUGGACGACCAAGUGCUAGCGCUCUUCCACAUCGAGAGACUCCUACACCUCCAAACUAUCGACAACAACCUCCACCAUCAAACGUUCCUCCACCUCAAAACAACUACAGACCACCGCCGCCAGCUCCAAUGCCAACUCCGCCUACCAUGUACCGACCCCCACCUGCAACAGUUCUCCCAAUUCCACCCGUUGCGUAUGGGCAACCACCUGUACAGCCUGCCAUUCCAAAUAACUCUAAUCCUCUACCUACCCAGCUACCCCCUUCUAUGCUACUUGAGUUGCUACGAGCCACAGGCAGACUUCCUGCUGUACCACCUACUGCUCCACCGGUAACCAGCACACCUCCUUUCCCUGGAAAUGCUCUUCCGGGAUUCCCCCCAUCGUUCGUGAUCCCGCCCCCAACUCAUGUUAGCACACCACCUGUUGCGAGAACUCCUCCAUUCCAAAAUGCAACCCCAGUGCCUCGGACAGCCUUGGUUGAGCUGCCCAACGACGUUGUUUUUUCUGAUCCUCACUCUUUGAAAUUGUAAGAAACCCCAUUCCUGCUAUACCACGCCCACGACUAACAACCUUCAGACCUAGGCCACAUUUGAUAUCUCGUCUAUACGAAAAGCUUGGCACAGCUUGUACGCAAUGUGGACGUCGUUUUCAGUCCGAUGAAGCAGGUAGAAAGAAGAAAGCCGAUCACAUGGACUGGCAUUUCAAGGUUCAUCAGAGAAUGAGGGAAGCAGAGAAGAAUGGACAGCACCGAAGUCUGUAUGUAGAUGAGAUGGCAAGUUUCAUUUCCUCGUAUCUCGGAGGAAGUAUCUAAUUGUAAUAUUAGGAUUGGAUCAAAUCCCGUGAAGUGGAGGGCGACAGCGUUACGGUCCCAAAUGAAGGGCUGAAUGGCUCCGGGAUCGCUAGUUCCAGCGUAGAUAGCAAACCAGAACUGCAAUAUUUGCCCGUUCCUGAUGACCCCGCCUUAGCUAGCAGUCACUGUCCAAUUUGUCAAGAAAAAUUUGAACCAAAGUGGCUUUACAAUGCCGAUGAGUUUGUCUGGAUGGAUGCUCGGAAGGUUGGAGAUAGGAUAUUUCAUGCAAGCUGUUAUGCAGAAGCAACGAAAGAUUUGAGUUCCAUUUUGAAAAAGGCAACCCCAGAACCUGCAGGUAUAUUGGGCAAAAGAAAGGCGGAGGUGAGUUUUCAUGUGUCGCUUCUUAGACUUGGGACUUUCACUAAUGAAUGAACAGGAUGAUCAGGUUGCAUAUAGAUCUAAGAUCAAGAUCGAACCCACUUCAUGAGGCUAACGAAUUACUUGUACUGGUCUCCACCAAACUAAUAACACUUUAUACUUGAUAGCAUAGCCCUGGCGUUGGCUAAAGAUACGUAAUGCAUAGUGCCAGUCUCAAUUGAGGCAACAAUGAAUUGAAACAAUUACC
Messenger RNA from Hymenoscyphus albidus, 2481 nucleotides. The record is from the annotation of a GenBank genome assembly. NCBI's taxonomy places the organism in Eukaryota, Fungi, Ascomycota, Leotiomycetes, Helotiales, Helotiaceae.